This is a messenger RNA of Zalophus californianus (California sea lion), 1643 nucleotides long. RefSeq names its product serine peptidase inhibitor, Kunitz type 2 (gene SPINT2). Gene Ontology annotation, molecular function: serine-type endopeptidase inhibitor activity. Bases 385 to 1143 code for a protein of 252 amino acids. The transcript is spliced from 7 exons. Lineage: Eukaryota; Metazoa; Chordata; Mammalia; Carnivora; Otariidae. The record is from RefSeq and is a predicted model, not a curated record.
GUGACCAGCCACCUUCGAUAGCCGCUCGGAGGCGGCCGCCAUUGGCUCUAGCGCCCACUCAGUGUUUGGAAGUGUGGUGGGGUUCUGAGUCGUGGGAGAGUCGCUGAGUGUCGCCGGGGGCAAGGGGCGAGUGAGGGGCGGACAGAAGCAUCGUGGGCGUAGGAGGCAGAGUGUCCGCACACCGAAGGUCCGACGUGUGGGGGUCUUCCCGGGGACUUCGGCAGGAGCGCCGGCGCAGCACCUCGCACACCCUCUGGGAGCGCCCGCACCUGAACACGAGGCUCUCCAGCGCGCGUGCGCGGCAAGGGUCUUCCCGCACCUGAUCGCGAGACCCUAACGGCCGGCUGCUCGAGGCUUCGCCUGCGCUACCGGGUGGAGACGGUCAUGGCGCAGCUGUGUGGGCCGAGGCGGUGCGGGGCGCUCCUCGCGCUGCUGGUCUCGCUGCUCCUCUUCCGGGCUGAGGCGGCCGAGGGAGAACGUGGCGUCCACGACUUCUGUCGAGGCCCGAAGAUAGUGGGAAGAUGCCGGGCCUCCUUCCCUAGAUGGUGGUACAAUGUCACUGAUGGAUCCUGCCAGCAGUUUGUGUAUGGCGGCUGUGAAGGGAAUAAAAAUAACUACAUGACCAAGGAGGAGUGUCUUGAGAAAUGUGCUGGUGUCACAGAGAACACCGUUGAUGAUCUGGCCACCAGCAGGAAUGGAGCAGAUUCCUCUGUCCCAAGUGUUUCCAGAAGGCAGGAUUCUGAUGACCUUUCUGGUGAUAUUUUCGACUACGAAGAAUACUGCACUGCCAAAGCAGUCACUGGGCCUUGCCACUCAUCCUUGCCACGCUGGUACUUCGAUGUGGAGACGAACUCUUGCGACAACUUCAUCUACGGAGGGUGCCGGGGCAAUAAAAACAGCUAUCUCUCUAAGGAGGAGUGCAUGCACCGCUGCUUUGGCAAGCAGUUGUAUCCUGUCCUGCCCCGUGGCACUAAAGUGGUGGUCCUGGUGGGGCUCUUCGUGAUGGUCCUGAUCGUCUUGCUGGGCGCCUCCGUGGUCUGCCUGAUCCGGGUGGCCCGGAGGAGCCAGGAGCGCACGCUCAGCACCGUCUGGAGCUCUGGGGAUGACAAGGAGCACCUGGUGAAGAACACCUACGUCCUGUGAAGGCCCUGCGAGCCAGAGGCCGCCCUUCCUCAGGCUUCCCUGCGGAUGACGAGCACCUGGGAUGGGAGGGGAGACCAGUGGAGCACGUGUGUGUGCUUUUUAAAAUAGAGUGAUUGGUUUGUAUUUGUGCAAUCAUUAGGGCUUCGGGUCUGUUUGUUACUCCAGAAGGUGAGAGGGCUGCGUCCCGCUCUCCCGCUUGGGUUCGUGUUGGGAACCCUCUCGGAGGAGGGCUCUGCCUCACACCGCGAGCGGUCUGGCCCCAGAUCAGAGUCAGCUGCUCUUCAGUUUAGUUCUUUGCCCCAGGUCUUAGUUUUCUUGAUUUACGUUGAAUCCUGUAGUGUCCUUUCCCAUCACAAAAGUCAUGUCUUAAUAGCUUCCUUUGUUCUGUGUGUUUUUGUUUUUUGUUUUUUUUUUUAGUAAGCAGAAACAAGUCUUUUUUUAUUAGGAUUCUGAAAGGAAGAGAAGAAAAUGUACAAGUUUAAUAAAAAUGGCCUUCCCUU